AUGCGGGCAGAGGGCAUUGCUGCGGCGGCGAGCAAGAUGAUGUACGAGUUGAAGGAUGAUGGUUAUGGUAGUGACGGAGCCAACGUAGCUGUCCCGCUCGGAGGCUCUGUCCUCGCCACGGGCACGUACUUUGCAACGACGGUGAUCGGCGACAAGCCGUAUCGGGUCAUCUUUGACACCGGCUCGUCCGACACGCUGGUCCAUGGCUACACGUCGAGCAGCGGGAGGCCUGUCCCGUGCUCGGUUGAUCCGUCAUGUAUUUGUGAUCCGAAUAGCAACAAGUGCCUCUUUGACGACGGGUAUGGAGAUGGCACCGAGUGGGCCGGGUAUGUCAUGGAGGACGAUGUCGAGCUCGCGCCGGGGCUUGCCAGCAAGGCGCAGAUCGGAUCGAUUGUCAUCUCAGUUGACCCGCACUCGCUGCCGGACGGCAUUGCCGGCAUCCAGGGCAUGGCGUACUCUGGUCUCUCUUCGUUCGGUGCACCGAGCCCGUUCAGCACCAUGGCUCAGGCCGGGCUUGUCGACCACGUCUUCUCGCACUGUCUCCCCUACGGCACCGACGCCGAGGCCCCGUCGGUCACCUAUGGCCCGGGCAACUACUCGAUCGAUGACUUUGAGUUUACGCCCAUCAUCAACGAAAAAUGGUACGUCGGCAACGUGACCGGGCUCGGCGUCGGCGGUGUCGAGGUUGACGUCGACCCGGCGGUCUUUACCCGCAACAUCUCGAUCUACGACUCGGGCACCACUCUCUGGCUUCUCCAGGACGAUGCUUUUUGGGCUGUGUGGGGCUCGUUCCUCUCGCUCUGUGACACGCUUGAUCUCGAGGGCGUGUGCGGCGAUGCCUCUGGCCCGCUUUUUGUGUAUGGAGAUGUCAUCGUCCUCACUCCCGAGCAGUUUGCCCAGUUUCCGGACAUCACCAUCAAGGUGGCGCGAUCGGCGUCGCCGUCGCCGCCGCCGGUCGCGCCCGCGCCGCCACCACCACCGCCUAGCACUGCCUCGCCGCCGCCGCCGCCGACGGGCGUGCCCGCGCCGCCGCCACCAUCUGUCAACGUUACGCAGGAUGCCGGCGCCGUGUCGUCCGAGGGAGACGGCGACGAUGUGGUCAUCGUUGUUCCGCCCUCGGCGUACCUCCUCCCUGUGUCCACGACCUCGGACGGGAUCGGCUACUUUUACGGCAUCCAGAGCGCGCCGAUCACGAUCAUGGGCGAUGUGGUGCUCUCCAACUACCACGUGAGGUACGAGAUGGAUACCGGCAGGGUCGGCUUUGGCCCGCUCUCGACCUGCCCGACCGUCGGCCCUGUGCCGCCACUCCCGCCGACGCCGUCGUCGCCGCCGUCCAAGACCUCGACAUACGUGGUUGUCGGCGUGGUUGUCGGCAUCGUGGCAAUUGUCGGCGCGGUUGUCGGCGUUUACCUUGUCGUCCGUAGCCGCUCGUUGAGGCACGGCAUCUACGAUGAGAUCAAUUGA
Thecamonas trahens ATCC 50062 is the source of this 1464-nucleotide messenger RNA. RefSeq lists its product as uncharacterized. The transcript has a single exon. Gene Ontology annotation, molecular function: aspartic-type endopeptidase activity. The record is from RefSeq and is a predicted model, not a curated record. NCBI's taxonomy places the organism in Eukaryota, Apusomonadida, Apusomonadidae. Bases 1 to 1464 code for a protein of 487 amino acids. Gene Ontology annotation, biological process: proteolysis.